Symbiodinium sp. CCMP2592 is the source of this 1971-nucleotide messenger RNA. The record is from the annotation of a GenBank genome assembly. Lineage: Eukaryota; Dinophyceae; Suessiales; Symbiodiniaceae.
AUGAAGGAUGCGGUGCUGGAAGCAGCCCUUCGCGAAGCUCUCUCCGCCGAGAGUCUCCACGGGGCCUUACGCAGUGCAGCGGUUGAAAAAAGCCCGGGGGGCCCCUUUUUGGGAAAAGACACAAAAGGCGAUGCCCUGGAAAGCGCCGUCGCAGAGCUCCACGGCCGAGUGCUCUCUGCUUAUCAACGUUCCGCGGCGAAGUCUCGUGAGUCUAAAGAGGCCCCGCGGGCCCCGGCAGAGUCUCCUCCUGAGCAUCAAGAGGCCUCCUACAAUGUUCGAGUGAGCUUUACAGACCAGGACCCGAAGCCUCUCCCAACAAGGACGUCGGAGCUUGUCGUGGAUCAGAAGGCGACUGCGAGGCUGACGUGCACGCACUGCCGAAGGCCGCUAAAGAUGGACCUGAUGCUUUCGGAACAGGAAUCUUCGGUGGACCUUGAAACGCCGCGGUGUGCGUACGUGGCAGUCCUGGCCGACGGCAAGACCACCAGCUUUCUGCAGGCAUGGAUGCUUGGCAUGAGUCUCGCAAAGCAUAGCCAAAGCCAAGGCCCGGCUCGGCCAGAGAGAAUGCUGCUACACAGUCCAUCAGUACCAAGACCGUUUCUUGAGGUCUUGCGGCAGGUGUGGCAACUGACAGCUGGAUCCCUUGGCUCAUGGCCCGCCAUUCUGAGCCAUCCCGUUCUGCUGAAACCCUCCUCCGACAGACUUCUUCGAUUGCGCGCCCUGGGCCUGAAGUUUGACAAGGUGCUGGUGCUUGCGCUCGGGAUAGUUGCCACAGCUGACCUCGACGACGUCUUUGACGCAAGCUGCCCGGCUUUCGUUGCGGAGAAGUCCAGCGCUUUUCCUCAGCAGGCAGGUUUGCCAGUGAUGCUGCUCCCUUGCAGCCACCAGGCCGCGCGCAAAGUUGCGUUUGACACAGGACACAGAUCCCAAAAUGCAGCCUACCCUCCCCGGACUAUAGCCGGACAGAAGCAGGUGGAAGGAGACGAAGUGCUGGUCUACUUGAAAAGCUUCUAUCGCACCUUCUUCGAACGUGACAUGUUGGAGCUGCCUUCAGAGUUGUGCUCGAGAUUGCAGUACGUGACCGUGAAGGUCUGGAGAGACUUCGAACAGCUUCUGCGAAAUGCUUCUUCGUGCGCCUCUGGAGAGACAGAGCGGUUGUUCGAGCUCUUGGGCACGAAGGACUGCUCGGAAGUUUCGAGUACGCUGGCUUCUGUCGACACGAAGCGCUGUGAGAGCUGCAAGGCUUAUGACUUCAAGGGCACUUUGGAUCCAUUGGACGGUCGGUGGCGUUGCAGAUUUUGCUGGGAGCAUAUGCUGUUAGACUCUGCUUUGCAGGAUCCUGGCUGCAUACCUCUGCCACUCCAUGAGGUUGAGACUCUGCAGAAAGAGCUUGAGGAAUGUUUCGUGCCCGGUGAGAGGCAGCGAUGGCGAUGGAAGGAGUGGGACCGAGACAGAAGAUGGAUCGAGUUUCGGCCCAAGGGGGUGCUCUGGCACAGCAGCAACCAAGUCGGGGCUUGGGAGAUGUGGGUGGAUCGGGGCAAGCGGCAGCUGGCCAUGAAUUUUGUAAAUUUCGACAAGGAUGGGAGGGCAAGGCCCGAAACCAGACACUUGCUGGAAUUGAAAGACGCUGAUGCCUCGGCACGCUUCGAGGAGUACCAGCGCGAGCAGUUCCACCCCCUGGGUUUCGCGUCACAAGGUCGCAGCUACAAAGACCAGUCGAAGAUAACACUUCAUCCGCCCCAAGGCUUUCAGCCACGGCGAAGACCUCAAGAGCAAACAUUGAGAAAUGGGGUCUCCAGUGAGAAGAAGCUCGAGCCAGAGCUACGCAAGACUGUGGACCAAGCUUCCCCUGUUGACAAGAAGGUGAUUUCCACUGCCAUUCGCGCGACCGAGCAGACUCCUGCUGCGGAGAUGGGUCCAACGCCGACAACCGCACGGGGAAAACUUGCAUACAUCCUCGGCAAGGCAUAA